AUGAGACAGUUUGCUAAGAGUGUGCCCGCUCCAAACAAUGAGUUGCUAUGGUGGUAACCUAGUAAUAGGACUCCACCAGGGCAUUAAAGAGCUGAGGAAACGCCUCAGGCUGGCAACAGAACAGGGAAAACUCGCCGCUUGUUGUGGUGGAAGGAUAACAUACUCAUUAACUGUCAAGCUAAUCGCUCUGCUAUUCUAGUCUGA
Messenger RNA from Tetrahymena thermophila SB210, 204 nucleotides. RefSeq lists its product as hypothetical. NCBI's taxonomy places the organism in Eukaryota, Ciliophora, Oligohymenophorea, Hymenostomatida, Tetrahymenidae. The record is from RefSeq and is a predicted model, not a curated record. The transcript has a single exon.